AUGGGUUAGUGUGUCUCUCAGAAUAACAACAAAAGCAAACUCAGAGAGUAGAAAAUAAAUCAGUAAUACAAGCCUGAAAAGCCUCCAGCAGAUCUAGUAGAGAAAAGGUCCUAACAAGAAAUCAAAGAAGAGAAUUUUAACAGCAAGCAGUCGUUAUAGCAGGAAGAAUAAUAGACCAUGAAAAAGAAAAAUAAUGAUCUAUAAGUUUAUCAACACCAUGAAUUAGUUGAUGAUGAGCCAAAUGAAAUAGAUAUAAAUGAUGAUAAAGUAUAAAAUGAAGCAAUUGAAGAGAUCAAGUUGAUACCUCCUAAGUGUUUCCACUCUAGUCAUUUGAUAAACGAGAAAGAAGUCGUUGAUAUUGAGAAAUUAAUUAAUGAAUACGAGAAAAAGCCUAUACUCCUUGAAUUUGAGAGAUAGAGAUUGGUCGCUGCUGUGCUAGAAAAUAAAAGCUAACAGGUUUUAGAAAUUAUAACUAACUACAAGAUAGAUGUGAUGAGUGUGACUGGCCAGAUGGAAUCAGUCUAAGUUGGCAACAAGAAAAUAUAAAGUGAGCAUCUUAAUAUCCUUCAUCUGGCAGCUUAUUAUGGGUUUUUAGACACCAUUAAAGUUUUAUGUGAGAAUAUCCCUUCCUUAGACUUAGCCUAUGCUGGUAAAAUCCCAUCUAGUUCUGGCCUAGCUAAUUAAUCAGAGUUGUCAAUGCAUGAGUAUGAGUCAUCUAGAAUCAAUAUCAGAGCAUCCAACUUAUCAGUAGAUCAACCUAUCCUAUCAGAUAGACACGAUUCAGGAAAGCUAGAGAAUCAAAACUACAGGGUCAGAAGCUUAAUUUUAUUUUGGGCACUUGACAAGAAUUACUAUGAAAUUUUAAGUUACCUGUGGAAUUUCGAUAAGUUCGGCUAAACCAAUUGGGGUAUUAAGAAUUUGGAGUUUAUGUUAAUCCUUGCUAAUGAUAUGAAAGACAGUAGAGUGUUUGACAUUUUACUUUCAGCUAAACCAUUCUCACUGGCACUUUAAAAUCUUACCUUUGGAAUGGCCAUGGAUUUCAUUGAGGAUCAUAUAGUAAGAAGUGGCUUUGUUUCAGAGUAGCAAAAGCUCAAGUUGAUAUAUAGUGAGGAAAUGGCUCCUUAUAGCUUCAUAGGUGCUUUGAUACAUUACUCAAUUAUUUCAAACUAGGAAGAAAGCAACACGAAUGGUUAAGCAGCAGAUAAUGCAACCAAAGAAGCUAUAAAUUAGGAAAAAUCAGAUUUUGAUAGGCAGGUUGAUGAAUGUGAAGAGGACAUAGAGAUAGAGGAGUUAAGUGAUUUGUAUAACAAAUUGAAGCCAAGUGAUGUGAAGUUCAUUUUAGGUAGUUAGGAAAUAGUCGAGAAGCUUUAGGAAAUAUAUGAAAACAUAAAUUAGCUUUAGAGGAUGCAGGGAGACAAUAAAAAGAACUUCCAGUAGAUGAUCUAUUUUAUCCUUAAUUUCAACUCCACCCAUUUUGCAAACAGAUAUUGA
This is a messenger RNA of Stylonychia lemnae, 1491 nucleotides long. Lineage: Eukaryota; Ciliophora; Spirotrichea; Sporadotrichida; Oxytrichidae. The record is from the annotation of a GenBank genome assembly.